This is a messenger RNA of Vespula vulgaris, 13498 nucleotides long. Its product is annotated as zinc finger protein castor homolog 1-like. Gene Ontology annotation, biological process: regulation of neuron differentiation; positive regulation of transcription by RNA polymerase II. The coding region runs from base 2285 to 7537 and encodes 1750 amino acids. Gene Ontology annotation, cellular component: nucleus. The record is from RefSeq and is a predicted model, not a curated record. Gene Ontology annotation, molecular function: RNA polymerase II transcription regulatory region sequence-specific DNA binding; DNA-binding transcription factor activity, RNA polymerase II-specific. Lineage: Eukaryota; Metazoa; Arthropoda; Insecta; Hymenoptera; Vespidae. The transcript has 12 exons.
AGUGGGGGGUCUUCUCGCGCUACCGAACCUCCUCCGUCUCCUUCUCGGUUAGUUCCGUCUCUCUCUUUCUUCCUAGUACCGCUUGGCGGCGGUGGUGGUGGCGGAGGGGUUCAGUCAUCUCGCGCCAGCCGAGCCACGCGCAUACUGUUCCUCUUCGACACGAUUACUCGCGACAAUCUUUCUUGGCUUGGUAUUUUAACGCGAAUUUUCUUUUACGACACCACCACAACAACAACAAUAACAACAACAAUAAUAACAAUAACAAUAACAACAACAACGAUAACAAUUAACAACGUCGUUUCUUCUCUCCAGUCCUAUUAUCGUUAAACGCGUUAAGGACGAAGACAAUCGACGACAACUGUCUCUCUCUUUCUCUCUCUCUCUCUCUGUUUUCUGUUUCUCUUUCUUUCUUUCUUUCUUUCUCCUUUUUUCUCUUUUUAUUUUCUUUUCUCUUCUUUCCUCGUCUCUUUUCUUUUUUCAACACUCAAAGAGCGCAAGUUCGGAACUGGACCGCCCUCUCCGGACGGAAGCCACGGAACAACACCCCCACUCAACUCCCUCCACCGAAUCAGACUACCACCUCCACCUCCUCCUCCUCCUCCUCCUCCUCCUUCUUCUUCUUCUCUUAUGAGAGUGAGAGAAAGAAAGAAAGAGAGAGAGCGAGCGAGCGAGCGAGCGAGCUAGCUAGCUAGCUAGCUAGCGAGCGAGUGAGUGAGUACGAGAAAGAAAGAAAGAAAGAAAGAAAGAGAGAAAGAGAGAGAGAGAACGUUUCACGCCAACCCCCCACUUUCGACAAGGAGAGGCAGAUACUCCGACGAUAGAGCCUCCGGCACACGGGCACCGAGAGUACCACGCGAGUGGAGAACCCGUGGCUCCGUCGCGUUCAACCCCCCGAAGAAGAUCGGAGAAGCUGAGGAUCGAAAGGGAAUAAAUACGUGAAAUACGUAUAUUAUCAAGGAAAAAUUAUUCUCUCUCUCUUUCUCUCUCUCUCUCUCUCUGCCGAUCUCGAAUCGUCUCUCGUUAAAUCGUUUUGACCAUUUUAAAACCGUACGUAACUUGGACGUUCGUUCGUGUUAAAAUCGAUUCGAUGAAGGAAAAUAAGUGACUAAUACUAAACUGUCGGUCCAUCAUCAGUUCGGAGGAUGGAGAACGUGAGAUCAUCGACAACGUCGAAGAACAACGAUCGUUGGUAUCAUCAGCAUCGAUAAAUUACGGGGUGGUUUCCGUAAAAAAAAAAAGGGCUGAUCGUGUUUCGUCGACCGACCUUAACCUAAAGGAAUAUUAGAAGAGGGUUCGCACGGACCACCCCGUUGAAAACGUUUCUCCCCGUGUAUAAUGUGUGAGUGACAGGGUUGAAAGUUUUAUAUAAAGACGGGUAUUUAUUCGUAAUACGAUUAUUCUUCUUCUUCGGGGGGGACUCGCGAUAAAAGGUGUCGAGAGGAAGAACUUUUGACGGAUUUCAAGGAGAAAAAGGAAAGAAAGAAAUAAAGAAAAUAAGUGCACGUGAACGAUCCGGUGUGAGUGUUUAAUACGUAAAUAAUUAUUAUAUCAGAGAAGAGCUGACUGUGGUGCUUUCUUUUUCAUUGUUUCUCUCUCUUUCUCUCUCUCUCUCUCUCUUUUCUUCUCAUUUCCGUUUCCUCUCUUUUCUUUUCUUUUCUUUUCUUUUCUUUCCUUGUUUUCUUCUUUCUUUUUGUUUUCCCCCGUCCUUUUUUUUUUUUCUUUUCCUCCCUCUUCCUUUAUUUCACUAUUGCCCGUUGGUUAUCACGAAAGUGCACAGACUGCGAUUAUUACUUCGCUCGAAAUAAGAGUAGAAGGACAAAAGGGCAAGCUCGACAUUGACACCGAAGUUUUAUUUCCUAUUUCCUUUUAUUUAUCUCACUGUUUCUUUCCUUCUGGUUUUUAUUUUGUUUGCUUCCUUUCGAAUUUCUGUCCUUCCUCUGUCUUUAUCUCUCUCUCUCUCUCUCUCUCUCUGUCUCUCUUUCUCUUUCUCUCUUUAUCUCUCCGUCUCUAUAUCACUCUCUAUCUGUAUAUCUUCCUUUUUUUUUCUUCUUUCUGUGUGAACACGUCGUUACACGUCCUCGUCGUAUAAAGUGUUUGGAAGUUUUUACAUUUAAUAACAAGUUGGAAGGAUUCUCAAUCGUCGUGCCGACGGACUAUCAUGCUAACGUUAAGUGCGAACGGUGGAAGGAACGAGGAUACUCGCUGAAAGGAUUUACGAGGAUGAUACAGCAGUGAGAGAGAUAGACUGGGUAGAGGGAGGAGAGGGUUCUUGGCGAGGUUCGAGAUGUCCGCCGUAACCAGCCCGUAUGGACCCACGGAGAUGCUGUCCGACUCGGUCUACAACUACGCGACGACUCGAAGGGGCACCGCCGAUCAGGACGGCGAGUCCCGAUACGAGACGCAAGCCCAGUUGCAGAUCGCGAGUAUCCAAAAGCCACGGAACAAGCGGAAAAAUUUCAAACCUAUAAACAGCCGUAUGGCCGAAGUAUCGGAUGAAUCUGAUAGAGAGGAGGAACACGAGCAAGAAUCCGAUGAACUUCUUCUUGGUGUCGAGGAAGGGCCAACCUCGAACGAGAUCCUCGAAUACGAGAGGAAAACGAUGCUUCUGCCAGUUGCUGUCGGUACGGACGAUAGGUCGAAGCAACAGAGGCUGAACAACAACGAGGUCAGCCCGAUGGACCUCUCGGUCGCGACGAGGCCGCCCUCCUCCGACGUCGACGACGACAGCGGCGAUUCCCUCGGGCACAAGUUCAUCCUCGAACGGCUCAACUCUCAGAAGCUCUAUUCUCCUGGCACGGAGGCCAGGAGUCCAAAUUCGGACUCCUCGGAGAAAAGUGUCGGAAGUGUAGUCCUAGAUGCGGAUUCGGGUCGAUUGGACGAUCAGGAUACGCCGUUCGAUGACGAUCGAAUGCAGGAUGGAGAUGGAGAUGGCGAUGUUGAUGGUGAUGGUGAUGGUGACGGUGACGUAGAAGUCGAAUGCGAAGAGAGAAAACCAUUCGAAGGAAUGAGAGAGUACGCUGAAUCGACUAUGCAAGAACUCUUAGCGAUUUAUGGUCUUUCCGGUGGUGAACUCGCGAAAUCGGUCAGUCGACAGCUACCACCUACCUUCAUGAACCCUAGUACUGGUCAACAUGGUCAAGGAAAGGUGAGAGUGAAGGAAGAGAAGGACGCCUCUUCUAUGGCACCAGGGAGUCCACCGACACCACCGCACACACCUCAAAGUCCACCAAGACAAAAUUUACCUGGUGGUAAUCUUUCUCAGUCCUGUCAAACGUCGAACGCGAGUUCUCCGAGUUUGCAGCAGCAGCAGCAGCAGCAGCAGCAGCAGCAGCAGCAGCAACAACAGCAACAGCAGCAACAUCAUCAUCAUCAUCAUCACCAUCAUCAACAACAACAACAACAACAUCAACAGCAACAACAACAACAGCAGCAGCAGCAACAGCCACAACAGCAACAGCCACAACAGCAACAGCAACAUCAACAGCAGGAUCAGCAACAACAUUCGAUUCAUCCAAUGACGAAUUCGCCGUUAAGUCAAAUCCUCGUACAGAAUCCGGCGUUGACUCAAUUGUUGCAACAAAAUCCCGCGAUACUCUCGCAAAAUCCUCAACUGGCACAGUUGCUGCAACAAAAUCUUCAAGUUCAAAUGGGAAGUGUGCUAUUUCAGAACGUUAGAAGGGAGGAAGCCGAGGAUUCGAGAGUACCGCCGACAAUAGCAAGUCUGGCGGCAAUGAAGGUGGAGGCAGCUGACCCGAAGGUUUCCGCGCUGCUCAGGCAAAGCAUGUCACCGGUAGCGGACAGCAUGAUCGCUGGUGCGAAAUCAUCGGUGUCGCAGCCUAUAAUCGAUUACUCUCGAUAUGUCAGGAGAUAUACGUCCGGUCAGGAAUGCGGUAGCUCGUAUUGCAAGGAAUUAGGAUGUAGAGAACAUUUUCAUUGUCUCGAUUGUAGUGGUAGGGUAUUUGUAAAGAAGGAGGAAAUGAUCAGGCAUUUCAAGUGGCACAAAAAAAGAGACGAAUCCUUGCAGCAUGGUUUCAUGAGAUAUUCGCCAACGGACGAUUGUUCGGAAAGGCAUCCAGGUCGAGCUUGUCCGCAUAAUAGAAAGCAAACCCACUAUCAUUGCAUACACGAAAAUUGCGACAAGGUUUAUAUAUCGACCUCGGACGUGCAGAUGCACGCGAAUUAUCAUCGCAAGGAUUCCGCGAUCAUUCAAGAGGGCUUUCAACGAUAUCGUGCCACUGAAAGUUGUGCCACCGAUCAUUGCCCCUUCGUCGGACAACGAACGACGCACUUCCACUGUCGGCGGCCUGGAUGUCGCUUCACCUUUAAAAAUAAGGCUGACAUGGAUAAACACAAGUCGUAUCACAUUAAGGACGAGCAGUUGUCCCGAGACGGAUUCAAGAAAUUCAUGAAAUCCGAAGCCUGUCCCUUCGAACAGUGUCGAUUCUCGCGUGUUUGCAAUCAUAUACAUUGCAUACGACCACAUUGCAGUUACGUUCUGCACUCAUCCGGUCAGCUCUUUUCUCAUAAACGGAAACACGAGCGUCACGAGUCCGAAUUGGCUUAUCGAAAGUACAAGCAAGUUAGUGCCGUUGGCGGGAUUAGGCCGCCAGGAUCUUGGGCACCAGACGAGAUUAGUAAUCAAGGCUUGUCGCUAAGUCUUAACGGGGAAAGUUCGAACGAGGGUAGAGGUUCGCCGUCGUAUUACUCGUUGGACGAUUCUUUUCAAAGUGCGAGCGAUUUAGCGAUGGAUCUUACCGCUCCUACGAAUAGCAUGACGUCUACCAGUAACUCGGUGGUUAGCAUCGAUCAACAACAGCAACAGCAGCAGCAGCAGCAGCAGCAACAACAACAACAGCAGCAACAGCAACAACAACAACAACAACAACAACAGCAGCAGCAGCAGCAACAGCAACAGCAACAGCAACAACUCACACCAGCAGAAUUAGCCUAUCUUGUAUCGGCCAAUUCGGAUUGUCCCUGCCAAUUGAGUAGGGAUCAUCAUCACUGCGGGUUGGAUCGUUGCGGUGCCACUUUAAAGGAUCCUCGCGAAGUCAGGGAACAUUUGAGGGAGCACGAAACUCAGGAACGUAUCACGGAUGCCUUCUUCGAGGAAGGUGGCUGUGACGAUACUUGUCCGUAUGCCGACAAAGAAAAACAUUAUCAUUGUAAUUGGGAAAAUUGUCGGGAGGUCAUUCUGUCAACGGACAAACCAUUUCGAAGACUUCAACAUUAUAAAAUUCACGAGUACAGUCGACAAUUGAAUCUCUCAUGUCCCUCGCACGCGCUUUCAUCCGAUGUAACGCUUACCCACCUGACCAAUAUCGAUGCCAUGUUUAGGCGGAAAAGAGGUAGACCACCGAAAAACAGAGUGAUCGAGAUUUGGUCAGGUGGAGAUCCGGCCUCGCACACGCACGACUCCCCGCAAGCCAUUUUUACGAGCUUCAAGUUACCCAAACCGCAAACACCAAGUUUGACACCUACUCCGGUGACCGAUGAUCGAGAAGGUAGUGUUUCUCCUUCGAAUAGUCUCGGUGAACCGGAAGGAUUCGCCACUUACAAUUCCGAGGGUUGUCCAGAUCUCGCUUGCGUUUUACGAUCUACCAGGCAUCAUCAUUGUUCACAGCCACGGUGUCAUUUCUCAACCGAUAGACCCGAUCAAUUGUUGAUGCAUAGUAAAGACUUUCACGACAACGUUGAUAUACCAACAGGCUUUGCCUUUUUCGAUAAAAUGGUUGACUGUCGGUUAUCGAGUUGUCACAGUAAUCGAGUGAAUCGACAUUUUCAUUGUACCAGACCAAACUGUGGAUAUUCUUUCGUUCGAUAUUCAACGAUGGCUCUUCACGAGAAACAACAUUCUGGACACGUCGAUGUUUGUACUCAGGAACUUUCCAAUAAGGAAUGUCAAACGCAUCCUCAAUCCUUUAUUCAAGAAACUAAACCAAGAAUCCAAGUAAAAAAUCCGGCUGAUCUUAUAGAGAAAACGGAUGACAGCUUGGAAGAGAGCAGAUCGAUGAUCGACGAGAAGGAAAGCGAACUUCCUAGUCCGGACGCUAACAAGACGACCGUGGUGAGGGCGGCAGGCACCUAUUAUCCGGUCAGCGGACCGCCGAGCGAACCCGCACUUCCGGGCGUCGUGCUAUCCAUGCGAGCUUCCGUGCACCAAGAGUCCACGGCCAUACCGUCAUCCGGUACAUCUACCUCAUCCCACACGCUUUACGGACCGGAACAAAGUUGCAGCAGACCGUUCUGCAAGUUGAAACGUGCUAUCCUCAGUCAACAACAACACGAUCUACCCAAUCAGUCACCCUCGUCAUCGGUAUCAUCCAAUCAACUACAGCACGAGUACCUAGCUCAGCUUUCUCAGAAGCCAGACUUCAUGGCACAGAACGCACAGAUGGCACAGAACAUUCAAAACUUUCACAAUCAGAUGCAAAGGCAGAUGCAGCAGACUCUGGGACAGAUGAGCCAACAACAGACACCACCGGCGAAGGAGAUCAAACUGGAGAGUCCAAGAUGUGCCACGGAUAUCGGUGUACAAAGUAUGCCGAAUAUUAAGAGGGAACCAGCUGAGAUUACGAGAGAGGACACUGGUAAUUCGGUGCAAGAGACCAACGAGAACAAUCAACGUAUGCCUCAACCCUCGAUGCCUGGAAACGUUCAACAUUCUCCGGCACCAGGACCACCUAGUUUCGAGCUUGAUUUCAGCCAUGGCUUUCACUUUGCGAGUCCAGCGGUAAUGGCAGCUAUGAAUCAACAGAUAGCCCUGAUGAAUCAAGCUCUACCACCGUUUCUUCAACACGGUGGCAUGUAUACCGGGGGACCUGGACUGAUGUUUGCACCUGGUCUACCACCUACCAAUUUUCUUCCCCCUACCAGGGACGAAAAUCCUCUGGCAUCUCUCGCGGCUAAUCUCAAUCUGAAUAAAAGAUCUCUUUCCCCACCUGACAGCAAUUCGCCCGAGGCGAAGAAGCAACGUCUUCAUCAUUCGAUGCGUAUGCUCAAGGACGAACCUGUUCCCGAAGGAUACGUUAGGUUCAGAUUCAACGAGGAUUGCCGGUACCCUCACUGCGGUUACAGGGAACAUCAAACUCAUUUUCAUUGCAUGCGCCAAGACUGUGGUUACUCGUUUUGCGACAAGACGCGUUUCGUUCAGCAUACGGCAAGGCAUGAGCGUUUGGACACGCUUAUGGGCGGUGAUUUUCAACAGUACAGAGCCAACGUGCCUUGCGGGCGUGCACAGUGUGCAUAUACGUCGUCCCUUGGUUCGAUGCAAAACAAAGCCUCGCAUUUCCAUUGUCUGAAGUGCGACUUCGUUUGUACGGACACGAACAAGGUAGUUGCACAUAGGCGUCAACAUGCAAAAUUGGACAGUAUAGCGGCUGCGGGCUUUCAGAAAUUUACGCCUAGUCAGCCGUGCGGUGCCGUGCAGUGUCAACACUCGGGCAAGCAGACUCAUUAUCAUUGUUUGCAGUGUCAGUACGCGGUCUUAGGUCUGGCACAAAUGUCGGCACACAAGUAUCGACAUAUGGACACUUAACGGAAAUUUUAUGGUGCAAAAUACGAGACAAAUUUCUACCCGAGUAUAUAUCUAUAGACAUUCCCUGGAAUAUCGGUCGAAGGGAGACAGAGAAGGACACUAUUGGGCUUUUGCUACAGAUUUUAAUUAGUACCUAUAGACAUUCCUUCAUUCUCCCAAACGAUCAGCAAUCCAUGAUGAUUUACUAAUACAUCAAACGCAGGGAGCUAGUCAGUGAAGUUGGACCGAGUUGAAAUUCGAUGUCCUGUUGAAAGUUUAGAAAAGACGUUGUUGUUCCUUAGUGUUUAGGGAAUAGAAAGAGAAGAAGAUGAAGAUGAAGAUGAAGAUGAAGAUGAAGAUGAAGAAGAUAAAAAGAAAAAGGGAAAUAAGAACAAGGAAAAGAUCAAAGGAUAUACAAGGAUAUACUCCUUCAGGGGAUCCAACUUUCGCGAAGUUGAAACUCGCUAUUGAAUUUUUCGCCUUCCCCCACCCCUCCCGACUGGCUAGAAAAAAUGUGAAAAGAAAAGAAAAGAAAAGAAACUACGAUAUAUAGGAAAGACACGCUGGAUAUCGAGCGUUCAAGAAGACAAUAAAGCAAGAAGACACUCCUAUCGUAUAUACAAUAUACAUAUACAUAUAUAUAUAUACACACAAACACACACACACACACACAUAUAUAUAUAUAGCACGAGAAAAGACAAAACUGUAAUAUUUAAUAGAGAAACUUCUUAUAUAUUUGUCACCGUUUAAGUGUCACGUACCCUCCGUGUGGCUGUGAUCGCACGCUAAUCAUUCAUUAGAGCCCCUUAUCGUCAGAAGUAUGUAUGUAAUUACAUAUCCAUGCACGGUCUAUAUGUGAGUAAGAAGAAUAUGUCAAAAGAAGAGAUGAAGAAAAAGAAGAAGAAAAAGAGAAGGAGAGAAUUAUGUUGAGUCGAUCAAAGUCAAUGAUAAGACUCGAGAGACUAAACAUCGAUUAUCGAGUAUUAACUUUUUUAUGAGGAAGAGUGUUGUCUAGAUAGGACAAGACAAACAUGAAUCGGCAACGUAUGCACGCAAUUUUCUCUUUUACGAUUAUAAAUAAAUAAAUAAAUAUAUAUAUAUGUAUGUAUGUAUGUAUGUAUGUAUGUAUGUAUGUAUAUGUAUGCAUGUAUGUAUGAUAUGUAUAUGUAUAUAUAUACAUAUACAUGUAUAUGUAUAUGAUGUGUGCAUAUAUAUAUACACGUAUGUAUAUAUGUAUAUGUGUAUGUGUAUAUAUAUAUAUAUAUAUAUAUAUAUAUAUAUAUAUAUAUAAUAAAAAUGUUCCGAAACCAAAGAAUAAAGCAAAACCCAUGAAACUGCGUUCGUAGCGAAAGAAAAAUUAAAACAUACAUAUACGUACGUAUUCGUUAUUGAGCCAAUUUCGUGUUGUUUUAUUAUUAUUAUUACUAUUAUUAUAAUUAUGAUUACAAUUACGAUUAUUAUUAUGUUUACUAUUAUUACUAUUAUUAUUAUUAUUAUUAUUAUUAUUAUUAUUACUACUAUUAUUAUUAUUUUUCACUUUCGUCAAAACGUCUCGCAGUCUCAGUAGGGUUCUUGCAAAAAUAUCGACACGUACUAAAUGAAAAAUUUAUAUAUAUAUAUAUAUGUAUAUACAUAUAUGUAUACGUAUAUAUGUGGUAUGUAUGAAAUCAUCUCGGUUCGCAAGCCACGAUGCAGGAGGGUACGUACCUUUUAAUAAUCGUAUUACAAACAGUAUUGUUGAACUGAGAGUAAACAAAAAGACUGCCAGCCGAGACGUGUGAAAAAGAAAGAGAAUGAGAGACAGAGAGAGCGAGCGAAAGAAAGAAAGACAGAGUGAAAGAGAGCGAGAGAGAGAGAGAGAGAGAGAGAGAGCGAGAAAGAGAGAGAGAGAGAGAGAGAGAGAGAGAGAGAGAGAGAGAAUAAGGACAGAAUUAGGGAAUUGUUUGCGGAAAGAUAAUGAUAAAAAAAGAAAUAGAAACAACAAAAUAAUGAGAGAAAGAGAUGACGAGGAUUGUUUAUUCUCGUUGACGUGACAAAGUUACGAUAUAUAAAAAUAUAAACUAUAUAUUAAAGGAUAUAUAAAGGUAAACGUAAAGGUACAUAUAUAUUAUAUAUAUAUUAUAUAUAUUAUGAUAUAUAUAUACACAUUAUAUAUAUAUAUAUAUAUAUAUAUAUAUAUAUAUAUAUAUAUAUAUUGAAGAAACAUAUUAAGAAAAGAAUUGAAACUGAAAAAUCAAUACGCAAAUAGAAAAGAAUAAAUAAAAUUCGAAUAACGAAAUUGUUUGAUAUAUUAUUAUGUGUAUGUAUAAUGUAUAAUGUACUAUGUACUAUGUGAAUAAUCGAAUCGUUCCAAGAUAUAAAGGACAGAUUUCUCGCGCUUUUAUUCCUAGAGGAUGCUCGAAAAAGACGGUAUAUCGAUCCUGUAGAUCUUUCUUUUUCCUUUUUCUUUUUCUUUCUUUUUCUUUAUAAUCUAUAUAUUACAUUAUAUAGAAAGAGAUAGAUAGAGACGAGUUUGUUAAAUCCUCUGCGAUAUGCCUUGAAUUCAUUUCAUCGAACGAGCCAUCUAUCGAUCUAUCGAUUAUCUUCUUCAUGCGGAUAUAACUAAUUUGUUUAAAUUCGUACUUUUAUUAUUAUUAUUAUUAUUAUUAUUAUUAUUACUAUUAUUAUUAUUACUAUUAUUAUUAUUAUUAUCAUUAUCAUUAUCAUUAUUAUUAUUAUUAUUAUUAUUAUUAUUAUUAUUAUUAUAAUUAAUUAUUAAUUAUUAUUAUGAUUAAUAUUAAUAUAUUUAUUUCGAUUAUAUAGUACACACGUCGAAUAAAAUUCAAUGAAAACGUUUCCAGUUUUUCUUUUUCUCGCUUUUUUGGAAUCUUUUUUUUAUUUUUCUUUAUGUUCUUUUUUUUUUUUUUUAAUCGUUUUCUCGAUCAUUUCAUUCGCUGAGGAAAGAAAAUAACGAUAUAUGGCAUCGGUAUAUAACGUACGACUCGUUUGUAUACGCAUGUAACGUAAAACUCGAACAAAAGUAAAAGGUAAUUAAAAGGAAGAAAAAGAAAAGAAAAAAAAAGAAAAAGAAAAGAGAUAGCAGAAAUAUUUUUUUGAAGAUGUAAACGUAGAAACGUUAGACCGCGUAUAUACACAUAUACUAUAUUAUACAAUUUUAUCGCUGAAACGAAACCACGCUUGGGUGCCUUUAGGGUCUUCUCCGUAACGACAAAAGAAAUGGAAGAAAAUAAAACCAAAAAAAAAAAAGAAGAAAGAAAAAGAAAAGAAAAAAUAAGAAGGAAAAUAAAACUCGUAGGAUCGUGCCUUAGAAAAUUACUGUUUAAAUGCGACGGAGAGAAAAGAGAGAAAGAGAGAAAAAGAGAGAGAGAGAGAGAGAGAGGGAAAUGAUAGAAAAGUGAAUCAGAAACGUAUCCAAGAAAAAACAAGAAAAGGAAGAAACGAAAAUAAUCCGAGAUCGAUCGAACACUUAUAGAAACAGAAACUGUUAUCGUUAACUACAUAUUUGUAAGCGUUAGUGCCUUAAUCAAAUAUCCAGGUAGACGAUGAAAAUCAAUAAUACGUCGUAUAAUAUCUUUAACAGACAUACAUAUUUCAAGAGAUUGAUUAGCUUUCGAAAGAUCUUUAAUUAAUUAAUUAUCAUUAUUAUUAUUAAUACUAUUAUUAUUAUUUUUUUUUUUUAUUUUUAUUUUUAUUUUUAUUAUCCUUAUUAUUUUAUUAAUAUCGUUUUCACAAUAAUUUCGUAUAAAAAGAAAAUAAUUUCUUCAAAUCGACGGAUCGAGGAUCGAAGUUGCAACAAUGGUGUAUCGAGAGAUCGUUUGUAAAAAGAAAAGAAGAGAAACGGAAAGAAAUAAAGAAUGAAUGAACGAACGAAAGAACAAAUGAAUGAAUAAAUGAAUGAAUGAAUGAAUGAAUGAAUGAAUGAAUGAAUGAAUGAAUGGAAGUAAAGGGAAAGAUAAAAAGUAAAAUAUAUUUACAAAAAUCAUCAUUAUUUCUUGGAUUAAUUAAUUUCUUGUCUCGAUUUGAAUAGAGACAUUGACGAUUUGCGCGGUUACGAUAAUAAUCCAGAUAAAUAAAUGUAUAUUAGAUUCGCAGACACGAAAAGAGAAAAGAGAACAAAAAAUGAACGAAAAAAAAAAAAAAGACAGAACAUACGAUAAUUAAACAGCGAAUGAACGGUUACGAAUGACCGAUAAUAUUGAUAGGAGAAUGUGUGUGACUUUGAUCACGUCAUGAUCACUAUUCUCGAACUCAUGUUUUCUCGAGUUUGAUGUUAUGAAAAAUAAAGAGAAAGAAAGAAAGAAAGAAGGAGAUAGAGAGAGAGAGAGAGAGAGAGAGAGAGAAAGAAAGAAAGAAAAAAGAAAAGAAACAAGGAUAACAAAACAAGAGUAAUGACGAAUGAACAAAUUUGUAAACUUUGUACCGAUUCGAGGCCAUCUUGAUCGAAGCUUCGUACUUAUACAGAUACACGCAUACAUAUAUUCAUAUAUACAUAUAUACAUAUAUACAUAUAUUAAUAGACUAGUCUCUAAUCAAUUCGUAAAACGCAAUAACGAGUCACCCUUUUAGACUCUCCAUUUUCGAUUCUUAUCGAAAUUUUUUGCAAAUCAUUCCUAUAUCUAUACACACACACACACACACACGAAUAAGUAAUAACUAUUUUCUUUCUUUCUUUAAUCUCUCGAGAAUGAAAUGUGUUAGAAAUCUUUUAAAGGAGUAGAGAGAGGAAAGAUAAAGAGAGUGGGAGAACCACCCACGUUUUAAUUAUCUUCCUUGAAACGAACGAACAAACAUACUAACAAACAAACAAAUAGAGAAAGAAACAAACAAACAAACAAACAAACAAAUAAACAAACAAACCAACAAACGAACGAACGAACGAUGAACACGAAUAAAAUCAAAUAUAAUAUAGUAGCAUUCCAUAGAGAAGUAGUACGAAUCGAUAGUCAUGGAGAUCCUGUCCCCGUUGCAUGCUUUCGAGUUUGCUCGUCGUUCUUAGAAAGCACCCGGCUAGUCUCGUUCACUGCUAUAUGAUAUCGUUCCUGAUCGAACGAAAGACGAUAUCUCGUGAAAACCAGGCAGCCAAAGCAUAUACGUACAUAUAUACGAACAUGAAGCUGUACACAUGGAUAGAAAGAUAUACACGUAUAUAGGAUUAAAGAGAUACGAUGAACACAUAUAUACAUAAUCAACGGGGAUUGGUUUAGUGUCCAGCCAUUUAAACGAGUGCCAUAAACCACAAACGUAAAAUCCGCGAGGUGAGAUAUUCGUAUUUUACAUUUACGUUAAGAGAACAGAUAAAGAAAGAGAAAGAUAGAGAAAGAAGAAGUGUUGACGCGGAGUCGAGGUUGGGGUUUAGGUUGGGAAGGAUUAUAAUAAUUAUUUGUGAGAAAGGGAGAAGAUAGAGAUAGAGAGAGAGAGAGAGAGAGAGAAAGAGAGAGAUGAAAGAAAAAAAAAAGAAAACGCCUAGCGAAACUAUAAAAACUCUUGUAACAUAUUUAUUUAGCCUUUAGUAGUAAUUUAGUAGUAAUACAUGGACGUGGACGAGUGUCCUUUUAAAGGACAGAUUAUAAAAGAGAUAGAAGAGAGCCAGAGAAUGUGUGUGUAUAUCCAUUUAUAUGUACGUUUGUGCGUGCAUGUAUGUGUAUGAGUGAAUGUGUGUGUGUGUGUGAGAGAGAGAGAGAGAGAGAGAGAAAGGGAGAAUGAAAAAGACGAAAAAAUGGACCAACCUCGAGGAGUCAUUGCGUGAGACUGUUCGAAACGAACUUAAGAUUCGUGCAACGAUUAAGUAAGCUGAGGUUGCCUUACGAUUAUUAAUCGGGCCUCGUGCUAUUUCGAAUAUAUGUAUACCUAGCAGACGUCGGAUCGUUGGCCGAUUAAGUGACAAAGGAACGAGCGAUGUAUAUCAUUAGAACGUAUUAAUUGAAAAAUAAAAAAAAAUAAAACUUUAGGAAGACUAUCGUACGAUCAUUAGUAUUAAUAAUA